UGAUGGAAUGUCUGUGGGGGAUCGGUGUCAGCGUCAAAACACGCGGCGGAAUGUAACCCUAGCCAGGCUCCAACCUAGAGUGAUUGGUAGUCCAUUGCUCCCAUCCACGGCUGGUAUUCCCCGGGCUGAGGGCGCAAUCUAAAUCCAACAGUGAUCCCACCUCGCUGGGCGCUGAUCCCACCGCUUCACACCGUCCUUCCGCUGUUGCAUGCAUUAUAUUGCAGCCGCGGCCUAUCAGAGGAGAUGGUGUAACCAGGGUAAGGCGAGACCAGUCGAUAUGUUCGAACAAAGAUGAGUGUCGAUCUCUGCGCUGUCCGAGCGAUGCUACCUCAGGGAGGGGUCAAGCCUGCUAAAGAGGUCUGUUCGAAUCGCUUCGCCUUCAGCAUCUUCCGAUUCUCUUCAUACUCCAAUCGAUCCGAUGGUCUCCUCCAAGGGAAAGGUUUUUCUCAUUGCCGGGCAUGUGUCCCUGGCUGGGCUGUUGUACGGCCUGGACACUGGCUCGAUCGGCCCGAUCACCCAGAUGCACCAGUUUGAGUCCUCCAUCGGCCGGUUAUCCUCGAUGCAGCAGGGUGUCUAUGUCGCCUGUAUCCUGCUCUCCUCGUCCGCGUCGUCUCUGGUCAGCGGCCAUGUCUCGGACCGUCUGUCACGAAAGUACGGCAUCCUCAUCAGCAGCCUGCUGUCGCUGGUGGGGACCAUCCUCUCCGCGUGCUCGCCCAAUUUCGCUAGUCUGAUCGUCGCCCGGCUGAUCACCGGUGUCGGCAUGGGCCAGGCCAUUUCCGUGACGACCGUGUACCUGGUCGAGAUCGCUCCGGCGAAUGUGCGGGGCGUGGUGGCUUGCUCGCUGCAGCUGUACGUGGUGAUUGGAAUCAUGGCGGGAUACUUUAUCACAUACGGUACCCAGUACCUUCCUGGUAGUAUGGCAUGGCGGGUGCCGUUUAUCAUCCAGGCGGCUAUGGCAGCAGUGCUGUCGGUCGUGAUGCUUCUGAUGCCGUUCUCGCCGAGGUGGCUGGUCCAGGUCGGACGCAUCGAGGAUGCCCGUGUGGUUUUACGCAAACUGCGACCUGAGUCGGCAGUGAAUGAAGAGCUGCGGGAGAUUGAGAACAGUUUGCACUCUCGUCGAGCGACUGCCAGUAUGGCGGAGAUUUUCGGACGGAAAUAUAUCAGUCGGACGGCACUAGGAGUGUUUUUGAUGACGUUUCAGCAGUUGACGGGAAUCGACGUGGUUUUAUACUAUGCGCCCAUUCUCUUCCAACAGGCUGGCUUCACCUCUACCAAAGCAUCGUUCCUCUCCUCCGGAAUCAUUGGUAUCGUGAUGCUGGUGUUUACCAUUCCUGCCCAGAUCUGGGUGGAUCGAUGGGGACGUCGCAAGCCAUUGAUUACGGGGGGUGCCGCGAUGGCCAUCUGUUUCAUUGUCAUCGGCUCGUUGUAUGCUCGAUACGGACAUAUCACCAAAGAGGAAGUGAUCUUGGAAUCCCACUCGGCGCAGUGGGCGGUAGUUGUCCUCAUUUUUAUCUUCGUGGCCAACUUUUCCUGGUCAUGGGCCGUCGUCGGCAAAAUCUACGCCUCGGAGAUUAUUCCCACGCGGCUGCGAGCCAAGGUAUGUGCGGUGGAACUGCUGGCCAACUGGAUUGUCAAUUUCAUCGUCACCCUGACAGCACCGCUGUUUCUGCAUCGGUCCCCGUCGGGGCCAUACUUUCUGUAUGGAUUUUCGACCUUGGUGGCGGUGGCGGUGUGUGUGGUGAUGCCGGAGACCAAGGGACGGAGCUUGGAGGGGAUUGAGGAGUUGUUUGAGAAGAGAGGAGCAGAUGGCUGGCAGGUGCCUGAUCAGGUAGCUAGUUGA
This is a messenger RNA of Aspergillus ibericus CBS 121593, 1840 nucleotides long. RefSeq names its product sugar porter family MFS transporter. Gene Ontology annotation, cellular component: membrane. Gene Ontology annotation, molecular function: carbohydrate:proton symporter activity. Lineage: Eukaryota; Fungi; Ascomycota; Eurotiomycetes; Eurotiales; Aspergillaceae. Bases 419 to 1840 code for a protein of 473 amino acids. The record is from RefSeq and is a predicted model, not a curated record. Gene Ontology annotation, biological process: transmembrane transport; carbohydrate transport. The transcript has 5 exons.